CAUACAUAAAAUUUUGGAAGUUCCGUAUAUAGCGAGUAUAUGAUGCUUUUAUUUUCUUCAACUAUUUCUCCAUAUAAAGAAACCAAAACUACCUUCGUUGCCUACAUCAGCUACUUGAAUUGCAUUUUAGAUGCGAUAUAUUCCAUUAAGAACAGAAAAUGAAGAUAUUAUUGAAGCAGAUCACAAACCUCGAAUUAAAAAGGGUCAUCCAGGCAAAAAAUAUUUUGUCGUUAUUGCCUUAUUGGGAAUUCUCUUCCUAGGAUACAUAGCAAUAGCAUAUGACUUAAAGCCAGUACGUCUUGGGAGUAAGGCAAUUGAUACAUUGGCUUUUUCCUUUAAUCUACAAAAACCAUUUUAUGUCGUAGUAAUUGAUGCAGGCUCCACUGGUAGCCGUGCUCUGGCCUUUAGUUUCCAUGAAUCGAUUCUUGGUGGCAAUUUGGUUUUGGAUGGUGAACUCUAUACAGAAACAAAACCAGGCGUUAGUGCUUAUGCUGAAAAACCUAAAGAUGCGGCAAAAUCUCUGACUGUAUUAUUAGAUAAGGUGAAGGAAGUUGUUCCACAAGUAGAAUGGCAACAUACACCUCUCAACAUGAAAGCUACAGCUGGUUUGAGACUUCUUCCUGGACAUAAGGCUCAAGAAAUACUCCAAGAAUGCAGGAAAAUGUUUGAAGAAAGUGGUUUUCAGAUUUCUAAAAAUUCGAUUUCUAUAAUGGAUGGAACAGACGAAGGAAUAUUUUCUUGGUUCACUGUAAAUUUUCUAUUGGAACGUUUUAAUACGCACAAUCCUGGUAGCACAGUUGCUGCACUAGAUCUUGGUGGAGGUUCUACACAAGUGACUUUUUCACCUAAUUCUAUACAGGAAAAAGGACUUGAUGGACAUACAUAUUCUGUCAAUAUCUUCAGCCAUAACAUGAGUGUUUACACACACAGCUACUUGGGUAUGGGUCUUAUGGCAGCAAGGAAAGAGAUUCUGACAAAUGGAAUGAACUUGGAUAGUGUAAACCCAAAAGAUACAAUAGAAGUACGAUCAGAAUGUGUAAAUCCCAUAGUUUCGACAGAAUGGAGUUAUGGCGGAUUUAAUUAUAUUAUUAAAGGACCCGUGAAUGCAACUCAUAAACUAGUCAAAACACAAAACUUUGCUGGUGGAGAAGUGGACAGGCCAAUUGUCAAUUUUCCAGAAUGCUCAAAAAUUAUUGAAAAAUAUGUUAGCAAGAUAAAAAAUAAACCAGAAGGUUUGAAAGAUCAUGAGAUUUACGCGUUUUCUUAUUACUUCGAUCGCGCCACUGAGGUUGGUCUAGUCGACCCCUUUUCUGGUGGAGUUAUUCAAGUAAAUGCUUUUCAAAAACAAGCAAGGGAUGCCUGCGAUUAUCCAAAUACUGAUCAACCUUUCAUUUGUCUUGAUUUAACAUUUAUCUAUGUUCUCCUCCGUGAUGGAUUUGGUCUGGAACCUAAUACGAAACUUUAUCUUUAUAAGAAGAUCAAUGGACAUGAAUUAAGUUGGGCUCUCGGCGCCGCCUUCAACAUAAUCCAAAAUGGUUUUUAACGUAUUCAAAAUAUAGGCGAAGGAAUUGCAAAUAUUUUUACACAAAAUUGAAGAAAUUGUUUAAGUUUACAAUGUAUGUAAACAUUUGAUUUAGAUAGAAAAUAUCAAUCUAUUUACACGUUUUUUAUUCUUAUUAUAACAUGUUCAGUUACUCGAAUUUGGAUAUCCUAGUGAUAUGCUUAUAUCAGUGUUGUGUAUAAUGUUU
Bombus impatiens (common eastern bumble bee) is the source of this 1748-nucleotide messenger RNA. Its product is annotated as ectonucleoside triphosphate diphosphohydrolase 5. The coding region runs from base 131 to 1543 and encodes 470 amino acids. The transcript has 7 exons. NCBI's taxonomy places the organism in Eukaryota, Metazoa, Arthropoda, Insecta, Hymenoptera, Apidae. Gene Ontology annotation, cellular component: membrane. The record is from RefSeq and is a predicted model, not a curated record. Gene Ontology annotation, molecular function: GDP phosphatase activity; UDP phosphatase activity. Gene Ontology annotation, biological process: nucleoside diphosphate catabolic process.